AUGGACCCUCGAGACGGUGAAGCAAUUCUUGACGGAGAAACCAGCGAUUUUAGAUCCUCUGACCAUCCGGAGGAUGACAAGUCUCAGCCUCUCACGGGAGAUGGAGCCAGCCCUGGCAAAAUUUUUGUAGGAGGUUUAGCGAGAGAGACAAAUUCUGCACAAUUUCUUGAGCAUUUUGGUCAAUAUGGUGAAAUUACGGAUUCUGUGAUAAUGAAGGACCGGAAAACGGGGCAGCCUCGUGGGUUCGGGUUUGUGACUUAUGCAGAGCCUUCUGUAGUUGAUAAAGUCAUUGAGGACACUCAUAUUAUUAAUGGGAAACAAGUAGAGAUUAAGAGAACAAUACCAAAAGGAGCAGCAGGAAGUAAAGAUUUCAAGACUAGGAAGAUUUUUGUCGGUGGAAUUCCAUCAUCUGUAUCAGAAGAUGAGUUUAAGGACUUCUUUAUGCAAUAUGGAGAAGUUAAAGAACACCAAAUUAUGCGGGACCAUGCCACCAAUCGUUCUCGUGGUUUUGGAUUUAUAACAUUUGAGACAGAGCAUGCAGUUGAUGAUCUCUUGGCUAAGGGAAACAAGGUUGACUUUGCUGGAGCUCAGGUCGAGAUUAAAAGGGCAGAGCCAAAGAAACCAAAUCCGCCUCCAGCCCCAUCCAAACGAUAUAAUGAUUCUAGGACUGCAUAUGGUAGUGGAUUUGGAGAUGCUUAUGGUAGAUACGGAGGUGGUGGAUUUGGUAGUGGUGGUUACAGAGCCAGUGGGGCUUAUGGGGGUCGGGCUGGUGGUUAUGGGGGUUAUGGAGUAGGUGAAUUUGGUGGCUAUGGGGGUUAUGCUGGUGGUAUGGGGCCUUUCAGGGGAGAGCCGUCUCUUGGAUACUCAGGUCGUUAUGGAGGAAAUUUUAAUAGAGGCUAUGAUAUGGGAAGUGGCUAUGGAGGCCCUGGUGAGAUUUAUGGAGGAUAUGGUGCUGGUGCUACUGGUGGUGGCUAUGCUAGUAGCUACGACCCUGGCCUUGGGGGUGGCUAUGGCGCUGCUGGUGGUGGUGCUGGGAAUUCCUUCUAUGGAAGUCGAGGGGGAUAUAGCGGAGCAGGUAGUGGUCGAUACCAUCCUUAUGGAAGAUAGAGAGGUUGUUGCUGGGAAAAUCUCUUCGAAGUUAUAAAUGUUGUCUCAAUUUGUACCUUGUAGCUCCUUGAUGUCAUUAUUCUUAGUUUAGUUUCUUUCUUCUUUGAGGUUCAAGGAUUUGAUCAUCCUGUUUACACUUUGCCUUUACCGGACUGUAAGAGCUAAGUGGGUCUGAUUUUUGUACUUCUCUUUUGAUUGACAUUAACAUGCAAAUUUUGCAAGCUGUAUGAUUGAUUCUUGAAUGAAUACAGCAGGCAAAAAAGAAAGGAAUUCUUUUUUAAUUGAGCUCCUAUUUUCUGCUUGUUAA
This is a messenger RNA of Theobroma cacao (cacao), 1414 nucleotides long. RefSeq lists its product as uncharacterized. The record is from RefSeq and is a predicted model, not a curated record. NCBI's taxonomy places the organism in Eukaryota, Viridiplantae, Streptophyta, Magnoliopsida, Malvales, Malvaceae. Gene Ontology annotation, molecular function: RNA binding. Gene Ontology annotation, biological process: regulation of gene expression. Gene Ontology annotation, cellular component: nucleoplasm; chromatin.